Molecule: messenger RNA, 6142 nt
Organism: Bursaphelenchus xylophilus (pine wood nematode)
Lineage: Eukaryota; Metazoa; Nematoda; Chromadorea; Rhabditida; Aphelenchoididae
Source: the annotation of a GenBank genome assembly
AUGGGUAAACGAAGGAAUGAUCGGGACGAUUCUUAUGAAGAAUAUAAACGACGGAGAGAGUCCUCAAGGCAUCGACGAAAUGCCUGCCGGGAAGAACGGGCGAGAAGGAGGUCGAAAGAGAAUAAAGAGCGCUUUGAGAGGUUACGGAACGACCCGGACCGAUAUCUGGAUGGCCACAAGAGGUCCAACUACAAGGAUAAGGUAAAGCUUUUUUUGAUUUAACAUGUUUUGUCUUUAGAAUUGCUCUGCGUUGAGGUUUACGGCGAACUGUGGCUUUAUUAGGGGAAAUGCUGGUAAAAAAAUUUUGGUUAAGUUCAAUGCUUUGGAUAUUAUUUUAGACCCGAAAAACUUUCAACUUGAUUCCGCCGAAUUUUUCUUUAUUCCAACUGUAAAACACACGAAUGGUUGUUUUGGGUAGAUUUGUCGCUUUGUCAAUAGAGUAACCGCCUAAAUUAUUUUUUUAAACCUUUUUAUUAAUUACUAAACUAUCUAAACACUGCAGCAGGUACGAAGAUUAGUUGUUGGAUAUUUGUUGUUUGACAAUGUGUUUUUGGGGUUUGAUGUAAUUUUUUAGUGGCGUUGAAUUUAGCUGCUGCACUUCUGAAAGAGCUGAAAUUUAUCACUAAAUCUGAAACAAAAUGAAGUGUUGGAUUAAUAAGGAUAGAUGUGUAGAAUUUAUUUCGAUUAGGAUUAUUGUGGAAAAAAGUUUCUAAUCGACGACUUAAACCGACAAACCCACUAAAUGCAUUUUUAAAGAUGAUUUGCUCUCGAGACAUUUUCCCGUGUUUCCUCGAUGAGAUCAAAUAUCAUUACCAAGACCUCCUACAAUCAUAUAAAAACAAGUAGCACUCUGCUUUGAUCUCGACUUGAAAUUUGUCUCAUUAACGAGGAUUCAGAACAUAUGCGGCGGCCAUACAUCGGAGAGCCGCUUUAUCCUCCUCGUUCUUUAUAAAACGUAAAGAGUUUCGCUGACCAGAUCGACGGAGAGUCGAAAAAAGUGCCUCGAGGGGCCGUUCUGAUCUCGCGUCAUUGUGCCCGUCGAAGCAGUUGUUUUGCCUUCCUCACCAGUACAUGUUUUGUGCGCCCUUGAGGCGAUCGGGGCGAAAAACUUUCGCAGGUGUUGGACUCGAAACGCUCUCUUGAUCUCUCCGAGCGGUUUUUCGGCCGAAACGGCAACUGAUCCGGCCGAAAUCACUACUCGUGCGAUCCUGGAAACGCCGACCUCUCUCGUCCGCAUUCGUUGUAUGGCUUGCUCUCUCGCUGACUCUGCACGGCCAAGAGUUUUUGUCCUUUGGGGCAUGUGCGCCCAAUCCCACGGCGGAUCGACGGCUUUUGUGCCACGAAACAACUGAUUAUUUUCCCCUUCUUUUCUUCUCUUCUUCUUUUUUUCGUGUCCUCCUCAGGUUUAAGUCCGAUCAGUCCAGCACGGGUUCCAUUUUGAACUUGUGAUUAUCACCAAUUUCACUGACUUGUAAGUGGUUUACUCAUUUCGGUUCCAACUGGGUUACCUACCUACUUUAUUAUGUUGUCAUUUUCGUGGGUGAAGUGCCCGAGACCUUAGUAAUAGUUAAGUCGUUCAACGACGUCAUUUAAUAGUUUUAUGGCCUUCUCGAGCUCUAGUGCUCCUUUUUGAAAUUAUUUUUUAGAGGAUGACAUUGUACGAUUUGUCAAAUUGACGAUUUUCGGAUUUGAAGGGCCAGAUGGGUAGAUUAGGUAAUGCAUAGGCGAGAUUAUAAUUUCUUGCGUUUUCCUUCAGAAGUCCGCUGUCACGUUGACGCUCAUUCCACGCCAAAAACGUCUUCCCAUCAGGAGAAAGCAGGGCCUGCGGCCGACCGUCUCGCAUUCUCGACGAAAGAAUUUGACGUUUUCCUCGAUUCCGCCUUCGCCGGUCAUCGCGGCUCGGCGCAGAGCAACUUGUCCUGGCGCCGCGACCGUCUCGAACCGCCGGGUUCUCAUUCCUCGGCCAGCAGUCGUUCUCCGGCCGUUAAUUCACUGGUGUAUUCGGACCGCGCAAUCAUUCAGUCCACGUCGCAAAUCCACUUCGAUCGGCGUCCGAAAGACGCCAUGUCGAAGAAAGUGGACGGUCUGAAACGCCUCCCAUUGGUGGUGAUCCCAAAACGACGGAAACAUAAAGAUUAUGUCUCCAGAAGAAGGAAUACUCGCGCUUCUCAGCUCCGAAAAUGCACUUCGGAUCCGCAGAUUUACAAGAGCUACAAUCACUGGAGCAAUCUGCAGCGAAAGGAUAACCUGGCACUGUCAACAACUCAAUCUACCGAGAAAUCGGCGGAACCGGCGCUGAAAACGCAGAAAACGUCUUCAAAAGAUUUGGCAAAUAUCCUUAAGCCACCCGAGGAAAUGGCAGUCCGAAGGGUGGUCAAAAAGAGUGAUAGUAAACACAGCAGGUCGAACCUGGACAGAAAGGUAUCAGCCACGAAGAGGCGACGAGCUGAAGAGCUGAGUCAGAUCAAGAAGGAACUAUUGGAAGCUGCGAAAUUACCCCAACUUUCGAGGAUUCCAAAACCAAAAGAAAGCGAUGAUGUCAAAGCCAAGAACACGGUGAAUGCGGUAACGGCGGCCUUUGCUCUGAAAGAACCGAAUUUCGCGAAGGAGAAGAAAGAACCCGCGAAUGUAAAGGAGAAGGAAAAAGAAGCCCAGCCCAGCACUUCGGCGACUCAAGCCAGUCCGGCAGUCGCCAAAGUCUCCGCGAAACCUCCGGCAUCGCCCUCGCUCGGCCAACGACGGAAAUUCAACAACGAUGCGAGACUGAAUGUGGCGGUUUUACAACCAAAGCAACUCAAGUUGCCGCCAAACGAGGGUUCCGAGGUGCCGAAUGAAACCAAGGAGCCGGAAGCCACCACGUCGGACGAGAAACCGAAGGAGGAAAAGAAACCGAAGAAACAAAUCGAUCCGGAGCUGUUGAAUCGGCUGAAAUUGGACACAAGUGUCCUCAAAAAGAUUGAUAAUAUCAUUUCUGGUGGAGUCAAAAAGCCUGUACAAAAUUCGGUUGGUGUUUUUGAGGGAAUUUUUGGGUUUGAAAAAGAGAUUUUUUUUCUUGCAUGAACCUCGACGCAGAAUCAGAAUUAAUUUUAAUUUUUUUGAUGUUUGAACAUAACGUUUUAGAAUGACUACCACUACAAUUACAAAGUCGGAAGCUCGGGGGGCCGCGGCGAUCAGUACGCCUCGACCGCGCAGUCCACGUCCUACAAGCCGCCAAUUCAGGACGAUAAAGACGGGCAUUUGGUGUAUCAACCGGGCGAUUCGAUCGCAAAUAAGUGUAAGUUGUUUGAGGAGAGGUGUUUUUUACGAUUUUUUGAGACGUCGGCUUGAAGUUUGGUGACAAUAAAGUGGUCAAAUUUUAGAUCAGAUUGUUCGCACACUCGGCGAAGGGACUUUCGGAAAAGUGGUGGAGGUCAAAGACGCGAAUCGAGGAUCCCAUAGAUUUGCUCUCAAGGUGAUAAAGAAUGUCCCAAAAUAUCGCGACGCCGCCCGAUUAGAGAUCAACGUCCUCAAAAAGCUCAUGGAAAAGGACCCAUCGGGCACGCAUUUGGUCAUCCAGUUGUUGGACCACUUCGACUUCCAUGGCCAUAUGUGUUUAUUGUUUGAUCUAUUAGGUCUAAGUGUAUUCGAUUUCAUGGUAAGUUCGCAAAUACCGGAUCAAGAAGAUGAAACGGUAAAAAAAUUUUUUUGUGUAAUACAGUAGAGAUUUUUGGGAUUUUUGCAUGCAAUAUAAUGUUCUUCGAAUUGCAGAAAAAUAACGACUAUAACGGGUAUCCGAUGGAGCAAGUGCGCUACAUCAGCUAUCAACUUUGUCACGCGGUCAAGUUCAUGCACGAAAACCGCCUCACUCACACCGACCUGAAGCCGGAGAAUAUUUUGUUUGUGAACAGCGAAUAUCGCAUCGAACAGGGCCGCAAACGACCGAUCAAAGUCAUCGAAGACGCGACCGUACGGCUAAUCGACCUGGGCUCUGCGACCUUCGACCAUGAACAUCAUUCCACAAUCGUCUCCACGAGACAUUACAGGGCUCCGGAGGUCAUUUUGGGUAAGGUUUGGGGCUAAUUUUUGAUCUUGAGGUGGGUUAGGAAAUAGGAUGGAGCUGUUGGCCAGGAGAAGGCGCGGCGAAGGGCUGUAGAUACGAGUGAUUUUACAGUGACGGACCUGAUCCAGUGGCAAAAAAUGUACAGUUUUGUAUCAGGGAAGUGUCAGAAAUUGCCAAAAUGCUUCCCUCUCCAACUAAAAAAUGCCGUUUUGAAGGGUCCUCACAAAAAAGCGGGCGCGCUUUUGAAACCUGAGUUUUUUCACUUGGAGAGGGAAGCAUUUUGCCACAUUUUUGAUACUUCCCGGAUGCAAAAUGGUACGUUUUUUGCCACUGGAUCAGAUCCCCCACUGUAUUUGAAGUCAAAUUUUUCGCGGACUUGAUGUUUACACAUGUCAUUUUAGAACUGGGCUGGUCACAACCCUGCGACGUCUGGUCGAUCGGCUGCAUCAUGUUCGAACUUCACAUGGGCAUCACUCUCUUCCAAACGCACGAAAACCGCGAACAUCUUGCCAUGAUGGAGAGGAUUCUCGGCAACAUUCCGUAUCGGAUGAUCAAGAGGACAAAGUGAGUUUUGGGAUUUUUUGGAUUUUUAGAAUGUCUAGAGUAUGUUUGAGGUUUAUUUUGAACAUUUUAGGACAAAGUAUUUUUACCACAACAAACUCGAUUUCAACGACAACUCAACCUCAGGCAGAUAUGUUCGAGAACAGUGCAAACCGCUAUAUGUAAGUUUGGAGAGGGAUUUUGGGGUUUUAUUUUGGUUUACAGUACAGGGUAUAGUGAAAGAUCUCGAAUGACAUAAGUUUUUUAUGGUGGUCAGAUACGAUUUUGUUCGAAAGAGGCUCUUGAAAAUUAAAAUUUUGUGAUUUUUUGCGGGUUUUAUGAUUUUUUCCACGACGUUUUGCCGUAGUAACAAACGUUUGCAUGAAUGUUUCCGAAAAAUCACACCAGACAUGAGUCGAUUCGCACCUGGUCAAUUCCUCCUCCCUUUUCCUCUCUCCCUCUCUUUAAUCAAAGACAGGCCCUGAAGGGGAUUAGCCCGCCGGGCAUUAUAUAAACCGAAAGCCCGUUCCGAAUGUCACCUGAUCCACCCGGCUGAGUGAUUCCUGGAAACCGGGGACGCCCUCUCUUGAUCCCCCACAGGUUUUUCGCCGCGAUGUUUUUGACCCAAGGGCGCCGGAAACGCAUGCCCGGAAGGUAUUUUUAGCCCGCUGCGAAAGUUUCGAAAAUUGAGACAAAAACAAAUUGAAACGAUCAAUUAGUAAGCAGGACGAAAAAUUGGAAAAAUUGUUUCUUGAGAUGUGUAAAUAGAUGAUUAAUCUAUGACAGAAAUUGGGAUUUUUGAUGGCAAAUGAAAAUAACGGCGAAUUUUACAGUGGGGGACCUGAUCCGGGGGCAAAUAACGUACUAUUUUGUAUCCGGGGAGUAUCAAGAAUGUGGCAAAAUUCGUCCUUCUCCAAGUGAAAAAACUACGUUUUUAAGGGCGCGCCCUUCCCCUCACAAAAAGAGCGGGCGCGCUUUUGAAAACGAAGUUUUUUCCCUUGGAGAGGGAGGUAUUUUGCCACAUUUUUUGAUGCUUCCUGGAUGCAAAAGGUACGUUUUUUGCCACUGGAUCCGGUCCCCCACUGUAGAUGAUUAAUCUAUGAUAAAAUUGGGAUAUUUGAUGACGAGUGAAAAUCAUGGCGAAUUUAUGGGCCAUUUGAGAUAAUUAAGAAAGUAACAAGACUAUAAAGGCGAAUUAAGUGAUUCAAAACUGAUGCCUAAUGUUUUUCAGAGAUAUAUGGAGCAAAAGGACCCCGAAACCCUAGAACUCUUUGACCUCAUCGACAAAAUGCUGGAUUACGAGCCAACAUCCCGUCUCACAUUGGUCGACGCACUUCAACAUCCAUUUUUUGCUCGAAUUCAGCCUCAUCAACGGUAGGUUUGGGGAUUUUUAACGGAAGUUAGCUGAAUUUGGAGUUGAAUUUGGUCAAAACCAGCCUAGGAAAUACCAUACCCAACCUUGAACACGGCAAUUUCAGGCUCGACCACCUGCUGACCUCGAAUUCCCGACCGCCGGCCAGCAACGGCGGCUCGGCCGCGAACAACGGCCGAACGGCCAUGUGA